Molecule: messenger RNA, 1983 nt
Organism: Cyprinus carpio (common carp)
Lineage: Eukaryota; Metazoa; Chordata; Actinopteri; Cypriniformes; Cyprinidae
Product: oxoeicosanoid receptor 1-like
Biological process (GO): G protein-coupled receptor signaling pathway
Cellular component (GO): membrane
Molecular function (GO): G protein-coupled receptor activity
Source: RefSeq, a predicted model, not a curated record
UAAACGGUACAUUUCUGAACUGUAUAUUUAGAAUGACCCAUCCUGAACACAUUUUAUUCCUCAUAUCACACCUCAGAGCGUUGCGGUUUAAACACGUGGCGAAUUGUCUCAAAAUCAUAUUGCUUGAAACUUAUGCAAUGCUGCCUCCUACAGGCUACUGGCCGCCAUAGACGCAGACGUAAAAUGCAUUGCGACAAUCUAACCACGUUGUUCGUUCACACACAACGCACUCUCUUUGUAUGCCCACACGGCUCACUGCAAUAACACACGGCUCAUUAGUGUACAGCCAUAAAAGUCGAAUAUAGCCGUUUUUAAAAGCAUACAUCCUGCUUGACUUUUAUUGAUUUUAAACUCUAAAAUAAACUAGUUUUUACACUUUAAAAUAAAAUACCGAUUCUUACAGCAUAUCGCAGUUAUUUCCAAAUAUGGUUUUCCAAGUAGCCCUACAUCAAUGUCUUGAAAUGACAUCACAUUUCAACAGUUUAUCUAGACUCUUCUUUCGAUUUAUGUAUUUUUUUCCAGCAUAUCAUAGCGUUCACCAUGUAGCAACUGAUUUGCGAUCUAAAAAAAAAAUUAACUGACAGCAAAGAUGAAGUUCAUUUGACCUUCCUCGACUUCGCCCACUGUGGUAUCAUUUCCCAAAAACUUACUGCAACUUAUAAAAUUGUUCUCUAACCUUCAUGAUAACGACAACUCCUGCCUUGAUCGUUUGGUUUGCUUUUCAUCAUGAGUAACAUCACCUCCUGCACUGAACCUCAGACCCUUGUUUCGUCAAUUUUAAAGUGCAUUCUCAUUGUGGAGUUCAUCUUUGGGUUGCCUGGAAAUGUCUUUGCUCUGUGGAUUUUGUUCUUCAAGUCUCCAUGGAAAGCCUGCAAUGUGUAUCUCUUCUGCAUGGUGAUAUCUGACCUCCUACUCUUCACUGGGCUGCCUUUCCGCAUAGAUUAUCUCUUUCGUGGUGAAGACUGGAUAUUUGGCGAAUCCUUUUGCCACCUCAUUUUAUAUAUCAUAUCAGUAAACCACUCAGCAAGCAUGGCUUUCAUGUCAAUUUUGGCCGUGGACCGAUUCCUCAGGAUUCUUCACCCACACCAUCGCAUUUGUCGAAUGAGUGCGAGACAAGCAAUAAUGUUGGUUAGCAUGGUUUGGAUGAGUGUUCUACUCUUUCGUCUUCCACUCGCCCUGAACCUGGUUCUCACACCACAGAAAAACUCGUCAAAGCUCAUAUGCCCUAGUUUUUUCUCAUGGACAUUGCCAUCGGUUCAAAUGAAGAUAUAUAAUUCAGUACAGCUGAUAGAGGUCCUGCUAGCAUUUGCACUGGUGGUCUUCUGUUUUGUGAGGGUUUUCUCUCACGUCCACAGUCGCCAGCGGCCUCACCGCAGGCUGAAGCGAGCAGUGAGAUUGCUUCUGCUUCUUGUGAUCAUGUUUGUUCUGUGUUUCUUGCCUACAGUCACUUUUGGCAUCUUCCUUCAAGUGUUUUCCUGUUCGGAAUUCCUCAUGGUGUGUUUUCAUGCCUCUUUAGCUUUAACCUACAUGAACAGUGCACUGGAUCCAGUGAUCUACUGCCACAUUAAUGCUUGGUACCGUGACACCCUGAAGGGCACAACCAACUCACUGGGGCUGACAAAGUUCCUGAUGAGUGCGAAAACGAACGGAAAACGUUGAUCUACCUGGUAAACUGUUGUUUCUUACAAUCAACAUGUUAGAGGAAAUUAAAAUGUGUGUCUUAAAGGUAUAGUUCAUUCAUUUACUCCUCCUCAUGUAUGACCUGUAUGACUUUAUUUCUUACACUAAAGAUAAUACUUUGAAGAAUGUUUCAACUUUUUUUCCCUGAAUAUCUUCCUUUGUGUUUUACAAAAGUCAUACAGGUUUGGCAAAACAUGAGGGUGAGAAAAUGAAAAUGAAUUUUUAUGUGAACUUUGCUUUUAACCUAACAGUGACCUAAUUAAUUAUUAUUUUGCACAAUAUGUUAUACUGUAUGCCUUUCUA